UCGUGAGUCUCGCGAGACACUGUGAUUCCGCGCUAUGUAAGCGCGUAUAACCGCGCGCCAACGCUCCUUCACAGGUGACCGAUAUUUCGGAGACGCCUUUCACGCGCGCAAACUUAUUGUCCGCGUACUUUUGCGAACUCGAUCGAAGCACACCUUUGCAUCGGACAAACUGAUUUUUUCACAAGUGCGCGAGUCUCGACGAUUUUCAUCAUGACGCAUACUGUCAGAAGAGUCUCCCUGGCGGAGAACAUGAAGAUUUCGCCGCUCAAACCUAAGGCGACCAUCGGAUCAAGGCACGUCCAGGCAUUCCUUCUGACGCUUGGUUUCCUCAGCUGUUACGCUAUGAGGGUUUGCAUGUCGGUUGCAGUGGUCGCUAUGACUGACAGCGCGAAACCCGAGCACUACAACUGGGACAUAACGGCAGUGAAUCUGAUGCUGAGCUCAUUCUUCUGGGGUUACGUGGUGACACACAUACCCGGUGGUAUGAUGGCACAACGUUGGGGCGCACAGCGACUACUCGGCAUUGCCAUUGGACUUUGUUCGAUUUCUACGCUGGUGAUUCCCAUGGCCGCAUAUUACGGUGGUUACUAUGCCGUGUGCGCUUGCCGCGUAUUUUGUGGUCUUUGCCAAGGUGUCGUGCCACCGAUCAUACACACUCUUCUGGCUAAGUGGGUGCCAUUGCAGGAGAGAGGCAGAUUCACGUCAUUCGUGUACUCUGGUGGCUGGGUCGGUAACGUUAUUGCCUUGCAGAGUUCUGGGCUACUAUCAGCAACAAAAAUGGGUUGGCCAAGUUGCUUCUACUUCUGGGGUACGAUAUCCCUAAUCGUAGCGAUUUUGUGUUACUUCUUCGGCAAAGAAUCGCCUGCUGAACAUCCUGGAAUUUCUGCCGAUGAGAAAUUAUACAUCGAAAGUAGUCUCGGUGUCAUCGAGACUACUGAGCCAAUGUCAACACCAUGGAGGCACAUACUUACGUCCAUACCAGUUUGGGCUCUACUUGUCACACAGUGCGUGCAAGCUUGGGGUUUCUGGCUACUACUCAGCAAAAUACCUUCGUAUAUGGGCGAUGUACUCAAAUACGACAUUCAAAACAAUGGUCUGAUUUCAUCGUUGCCUUACCUGUGCGCCUGGUUGUUGAGCUUCCCGGUGAGCUUCGGCUCCGACUGGGCUAUCCGCACGGGCAAACUGUCAGUGCAUACUUCGCGUAUGAUCUACAAUACAAUAGGCGAGAUAAUCCCGGCGGUUGCCCUUGUUGGACUUAGUUUCAUCAGCAGCAGUCAACAUACUCUUGCUGUUUGUAUCCUCAUUGUUGCGGUUGCUGGCAACAUUGCCAUCUUUUGCGGACAUCACGCUAAUCAUAUGGAUCUCAGUCCUAACUUUGCUGGACCUCUCAUGGGAUUCACCAACGCUGCCGCAAAUAUUUGCAGUAUUCUCGCGCCUUUGGUUCAAGGACUCAUUGUUACCGAUCAGACUAACGCAUCUCAGUGGAGGACCAUUUUCUUAUUAACAUCCGGAAUGUACGUCAUAGGAGCCCUUGCGUUCUUGCUCUUUGGCUCAGCUAAAGUACAGCAUUGGAAUGACCCGACGCAUAGGAAAGGUAAAGAGCACGCAUAUCCGGAAGUGCCAACGAUAUCCGAAUCACUAAAUGAAAUGAAGAAGAAAGAGAAAGACGAGAAAAUAGAACGAUGAGCGAUCGAAUAGUGAUGGAAUAGUGACGAAAUAGAGAUAAAUUAAUUUAAGUUAUUGCUCUAUCCAUUCCAUUCCGUAAGAUACCAUAAUCGUAUAAGCUGGUCAUAUACAUAACGUACUGUAUCAAGUAUGUUAAUUAAUUUACUUUGUUAAUUUACUAUGUUAAUUAACAAUGAUAUUGAGAUGUGAUACACGUAGUUACAGAUAAACAGAAGUAACUGGUCUCAUUUAUAAAAAAAGUUCAUAUUAAGUUUAGGAUACUCAUACUUUUUGUACAGUAUUCACAAACCUUUGGCACACCGAUUUUAGAUUGUUAAAUCUCAUCUACUAGUUGUAAAUUGAUUUAAUGUUAUUAUCUUUUCAGUUGAUAAGUCUUAUCACAAGUAUGUAAAUGACGUAAUAUGUAAAAAAACUAUUAAUUUAAUUCCAGUACAAAUAAUUUAAAUGCAUAACGGUCUGCAUGUUACUAGAUUUGUUAACAAAAAUUCUAG
Phymastichus coffea is the source of this 2177-nucleotide messenger RNA. Its product is annotated as putative inorganic phosphate cotransporter. Gene Ontology annotation, cellular component: plasma membrane. The record is from RefSeq and is a predicted model, not a curated record. Gene Ontology annotation, molecular function: transmembrane transporter activity. The transcript is spliced from 7 exons. The coding region runs from base 211 to 1686 and encodes 491 amino acids. Gene Ontology annotation, biological process: monoatomic anion transport; transmembrane transport. Lineage: Eukaryota; Metazoa; Arthropoda; Insecta; Hymenoptera; Eulophidae.